AUGAAUCAAUUCAACUUACUACUUGUAUUUUGCCUUCUGGCUUUGACUGCUCUACCAGUUUUUUCUUAUCCUAGCAGUCUAUCUGAUCCAUCUAACUUGGGUAUUGAUGCUAUGGAAGUUUUUGAUAACGACGGAAUCGCUGGUGAAUCCCCUCGUGUAAAAAGAUAUGGCGGAUGGGGUGGACGUGGCGGAUGGGGACGCGGAGGAGGAUGGGGACGUGGCGGAGGAUGGGGACGCGGAUAUCGUGGAUGGGGAAAGUAA
This is a messenger RNA of Caenorhabditis remanei, 261 nucleotides long. RefSeq lists its product as uncharacterized. The transcript is spliced from 2 exons. Bases 1 to 261 code for a protein of 86 amino acids. The record is from RefSeq and is a predicted model, not a curated record. NCBI's taxonomy places the organism in Eukaryota, Metazoa, Nematoda, Chromadorea, Rhabditida, Rhabditidae.